This is a messenger RNA of Penicillium odoratum, 1323 nucleotides long. RefSeq lists its product as uncharacterized. The record is from RefSeq and is a predicted model, not a curated record. Bases 1 to 1323 code for a protein of 440 amino acids. The transcript has a single exon. NCBI's taxonomy places the organism in Eukaryota, Fungi, Ascomycota, Eurotiomycetes, Eurotiales, Aspergillaceae.
AUGUCGCUUACUCUCAAUUCGCAGAUCGACGCGAUACACUCCAAUGAUUGCUCGAUCGUGCUGAGUUCGAACCCUACCCCGCGGUCUUCGUCGGGGUCUGACUCCCCCUCUGAACCUGCUUCUGUUCCCAUGGAGUCUUCCAGAGAACUUCCUCCACCGUCUACCUUGAAUCGCUUGCCGCCAGUAAUGCCCAGUUCGUUGCCCCCGCCGCCUGGGCAAUGGCAGGGUCCUGAGCCCAUGCAGCAAUGGUUGCGGGCCAAAGCUGAGGAGGAUCGUCGUGCCCAGGAGGAAGAGAAGACUCGACAGGAGACGUUGAAAUUGGAGCAGCGCAGGGUUGAACAGAUGAUUCUGUUAGAGUCGUUGCGUGCAGGUGUACCCCCUCAUAUGAUUCCAUUGAUCUUCGCGGGCAUAGGUGGUGGAAGUUCCCACUGGACCGAGACAGUUCACCAGUACACGUCACACGCACAAGCAGCUCGUGGUUUCUCAGCUCCUACACGGUCUCAGCAAUCAUUCCCCGCCUCAGCAUCCACUUCUCAGCAUCCAUCGAUGGUUCUAUCACAGUCAACUCCCGCGGAGUCCCCACGGGAUAUUCCUAAUCUUCUGAUCCCUAAUAUAAACCCUCAUUCCUCAGCUGUGAGUGGUCUGUCAAUAGGCGAUAGUACUGCUAUAUCUUCGGGCAUGGCUACCCCAGUUCCAGCUCCCUUGCCUGCUCAACCACUCCCUUUCGAUACGACGCCUCGAAUCCCGCCCAAUCUUGCCGGUGGACAUAUCGCUCCACACCCAUCUCAAAGCGUUCCCACUUUCUUCAGGCCACCUCAACAUUCACCUAUUUCUUUCCACCAUUGGGUCCCUCCAGGGUCACUGACCCAGUCUCAAGCAUCCAGCAAAGGUCAGGGAACAGAGCCAAGCACGCCAUCCGAUUCAGCAUUUCAACCUCGGCUUGAUUAUGCUCAAAGUUCACCAGGUCGCAAGAGAAAAUCACAGACAGCCCACACUCAGCUCGCUGCCCCAUCUACUCGUAUAGCCGAAUCAGUUUCACAAGGUACUCGAUCUGGCAAACAUAUCUCAGUUGGUGAGAAGCAAGAGAGUGGACUUCCUAACGCCACUGAUGACCCUAGCCAUCGUCGCGCUUCGGAACAAAUCAGCCCCAGGACUCGCAGAGGAGCCACCUGGAAUUUUGAUCGACAACCCUCUCGCGAAAGAGAAUCCCAGUCGAAUCCAUCCCAACAGGUUGAAAUGUUGGAUGCGGAGACUCUGUCGGAGCCCUCUCAAGACGCAAACACCGGCAGCAAGUCAGACGGAACGACUAAAAGCCUACCCUAG